AGAUAUAACUGACACGUCACAAAGCGAACGAGGAACUCGAGUUAAUCCAAGAGGGCCCGACUCAAAAUUGAAAGUCUCUCUUUUGGCAAGUGAGUGGAGCUCAUCAAUGGGAGGAUUGUCCACCAUUAACAGACACCUCGCCAUUCAAUUGGGCAGGCACGCCCAAGUGGAAGUCACUUUCCUUGUCCCACCCUCUAGCUGCUCUGAAGAAGAGAUAGGAUUAGCACGAAGCUGCAAUGUUGCCAUCAGGGAAGUACAGAGUCGUACAGGUUACGACCUCCUUGACUUCCUGAUAACUCCGCCGGAAGACCUGGAAAUUGAUGUAGUAGUGGGUCAUGGUCAGAAGCUUGGUAAACAAGCCCAGUUUAUCACAAGAUCACACGGUUGCAAGUGGAUUCAGGUAGUUCAUACUUCACCUGAGGAUCUAGGAAUGCACAAAAAGUAUCCCAAGGCGAUUUCAAAGGGUGGGAAGAAGAAAACAAUCGAAGUAGAGUUGUGUAAACAAGCAGAUGCUGUUGUCGCAAUUGGACCUACUUUAAAGGAGACCUUCUCAGCUUAUCUUCGCCCCUGUGGCAAACAGCAAGACAUAAUUGAAUUGACUCCAGGCAUCUUCAGUGAAUUUUCGACCAUAAAACAUGCUACAGUGGACAAUAAAAACUUUAGGGUGUUAAUCUUUGGUCGGAGUGAUCGAGAGGACUUUGCAGUUAAAGGAUACGAUAUAGCUUCCAAGGCAAUAGCCGAACUGAGCGACCCUACUUACCGCCUGAUCUUUGUGGGUGCACCUGACGGAGAAGAAGAGGAGAUUAAAGAAUAUUUGCUUCAGAAUGGAAUUCCAGAUGGCCAGCUAACUGUGAGAAAGUUUGUACAAAGCAAAGAGGAAUUGGAAGAAUUGUUUUGUGAGGUGGAUCUGUGCAUCAUGCCAUCAAGAGUGGAAGGGUUUGGCUUAACGGCCCUGGAGGCUAUGUCAGCUGGUCUUCCCAUUCUUGUCAGUGGCUGUUCUGGAUUUGGAGAAGCACUUUGCACUGUGCUACUAGGCGAAGAAGUUGUUGUCAGUAAAUCUGAGGAUCCCAAGGAAUGGGCAAAGGCAAUCGCCGGUGUCCGCCAGAAGGAAAGAUUACAGCGACUUCGAGAGAUUCAACAGAUACGGUGUUCCUAUGAAGAGAAGUAUGACUGGGAAAAACAGUGUGAAAUUCUCGUGAAGAAGAUGUGGGACAUACGUUAUGGAAUUGAGUCACUUGCAAAUAGAAGAAAUUGAGGGAAAAAAAAGGACAAAACAUGCACAAAAAUAACUUUGGAAUUACGCGUGGACAUUAUCCUAGUGGAGUACAAUAGCUAAGGAAAUUGUCAGAUAUAUCGCCAUUCACCCUUGAUCAAGCAGUGCCUUCAUAGAUCCUUACCAUGACAGUAGAGCCGACCUUUAACGUGACAAUAAACAACUCAGAUCAAAUUGUUAUCAAAGAAACCUCUGUGGCUCAAGAUUCUUUAAGGCUUUGUGGUGCUGUUCACUGUUUUGGAUGACAGUGCUCGAUCCUAUGAAUGGAAAUAUUUCUGGAACAGCGAUGAAACAGCUUAGAAAUUCCCUUAAACUUGCAAACUCUUCAACCCUAGUUUAUUUCACCUGCAUAGAUUUCUCGGAGAUAUUUUCCAUCGUAUUCCGGCUAUUCUUUUUUUGGCCUCGAUUAAGCUGAAAUUUAGUUUAAAUGUCACUUCUGAAAAUAAAAAAAUCAAGAACAUAAAAUCAUGUUUCUGUGA
Messenger RNA from Pocillopora damicornis (cauliflower coral), 1752 nucleotides. RefSeq lists its product as uncharacterized. Lineage: Eukaryota; Metazoa; Cnidaria; Anthozoa; Scleractinia; Pocilloporidae. Gene Ontology annotation, molecular function: protein binding; ATP binding; ATP hydrolysis activity. The record is from RefSeq and is a predicted model, not a curated record.